Molecule: messenger RNA, 657 nt
Organism: Helicoverpa zea (corn earworm)
Lineage: Eukaryota; Metazoa; Arthropoda; Insecta; Lepidoptera; Noctuidae
Exons: 3
Coding region: 135-560 (141 amino acids)
Source: RefSeq, a predicted model, not a curated record
UUAGUUCUAGAUAUCCGUACUCAAAUUAAAUGAGUACUUCAAUAAUAAACUCAUUACCAUCCAUCGAACUGCAGGAAAUUGAAAUUUUGCUAUUAGAAAUUCUUGGUAGAGUGGAAUCGAAGAAGUAGGGCAACAUGGAUCAGGAGAUUGACGAGUCGACGCUGACGACGACGAUGAAGUUGCCGGAGAGGAUGCGGACCGAGAUGAUCAUACCAGUGGCUGAGGAGACGUUCUACAACACCAAGUGGAAGGCGAAGGAAGCUCCCCUCUGCGCGUACGAUAUGCUGUACCACCCGCCCGACUACAACCCCAAAGCCGCCCGAUCCGACCGACAAGAACCAAAGAUCAUCCGCCAAAAUAUUUGGGAUCAAGAAUUGCAUAAACGCAUACCAUGUACGACCCACUUCACGCACGGGAGACCCACGUGGCCGAUCCUUGAUCGACCCACCAAGCAAUUCGUGAGGGUUGUAGUUAAAAACGAGAAUCCUCACAUGCGUCUGUACCACGUGCUAGAAUGGGCUGCGCUGAUGAACGAAGGUCUCAUGAGUCUGUGUUACUAGUCCAGUUGGACACCCCGUGAUAAUUUCUCUGAAGAUUUUUCAAGGAUCGAAAUUAAAACUACAUGUAUCUGCCUCAUAUUUUUUUCUCAAUAAAAUU